Molecule: messenger RNA, 848 nt
Organism: Scomber japonicus (chub mackerel)
Lineage: Eukaryota; Metazoa; Chordata; Actinopteri; Scombriformes; Scombridae
Gene: trappc4
Product: trafficking protein particle complex subunit 4
Exons: 5
Coding region: 7-666 (219 amino acids)
Biological process (GO): endoplasmic reticulum to Golgi vesicle-mediated transport
Cellular component (GO): TRAPP complex
Source: RefSeq, a predicted model, not a curated record
UCCAAGAUGGUGAUCUUCAGUGUGUUUGUGGUCAAUAAGGCUGGAGGUUUAAUUUACCAAUAUGACAAUUAUGUCCCGAGAGCGGAGGUGGAGAAAACGUUUAGCCAUCCUUUAGAUUUGGUGCUUAAACAUCACGAUGAAAAAGUGAUCGUGUCGUUUGGACAGCGGGACGGAAUCAGAGUGGGCCAUGCAGUGCUCUCCAUCAAUGGAGCUGAUGUGCUUGGAAAGAAUACAGCAGAUGGAAAGGACAUCCUUGAAUACUUAAAAGAUCCCGCAAAUUAUCCAGUGUCUAUUCGAUUUGGACGGGCCCGACUAAGCUCCAAUGAGAAGCUGAUGCUGGCGUCCAUGUUCCACUCGUUGUUUGCUAUAGGAUCACAGCUGUCCCCUGAAGUUGGCAGCUCAGGAAUCGAGAUGCUAGAAACAGAUGUCUUUAAACUCCACUGCUACCAGACUCUCACAGGGAUCAAGUUCAUCGUGCUGGCGGACCCUCGACAAUCUGGCAUUGAUGCAUUGCUGAGGAAGAUUUAUGAGAUCUAUUCAGAUUUUGCUCUCAAGAACCCGUUUUAUUCUCUGGAAAUGCCGAUCAGGUGUGAACUCUUUGAUCAGAAUUUGAAGAGUGCUUUGGAGAUUGCAGAGAAAGCUGGAAACUUUGGAGCUGGAUCUUGAACUAAAGAAGUUGAGAAUCAGCUGAAACGUGGUCAUUUUCAACCACAGCCACUGACUUUAUAUGACUGUGGAUGAAGUGCAGCUGUAAAUGUUAAAAGAAUGAAAGGAUCCUGUUUGUUUGCUUUGUCAGUUGGUAUUAACACUUUGUAAAUACUUAAUGUUUUGUAAAUACUUGGAAAAAU